AGCUCUGGCUCUAUCACAGUUUUUCAUCAGUUGCAGUCGAAUCUUAACGAUCAUCACACAGCAUCGUAAACCUUUUCGAAUCGCUCACGAUGAAGCUGCACGUGUUGAUCGCUUGCUGCGCGUUUAUUGUCGUAGUUAACGCGUCCGUUUACGUUAAAGGCGGCAGCCGAUAUCCAUUCCCCCGGCCGGAUCCAUCCAACGUUGCCACACCGUCGAAAGGAGCCAGUAACAACAAGCAAUCGUCCUUUGUCAGCAACAGGAGGUACCAGCGAGCGGCUUUGAAUUCUGGCAGCGUGAUUGAAGACACUCCAACGACCGAGUCUAGACGUCAUUCAAAUGAAGCCGCUCCACAGAUACAACAACGGGCGUCCGUUUCAUCUCAACCCACACCUUCAGCUGCUGCAGACAACCGCAAACAGCAAGACGCAGGGGCGGAAUUUGAGGACCAGCGUCCCAUCGAUUUUGAUUUAAACGUAAGAAAGGGAGCGCAAUUCGUUCCCGGGCUUAAAUCAGUGUCGAACUAAAGGCAUUGUUUAGCUUGCCGAUUGGCAUCCAGCCAUACGCGUGUGAUGAAAAGCCACCUUGUCCCUAUGCAUCCAACCUACUUGAAUACAAACAUUUUUUAUUUUAA
Molecule: messenger RNA, 631 nt
Organism: Daphnia magna
Lineage: Eukaryota; Metazoa; Arthropoda; Branchiopoda; Diplostraca; Daphniidae
Exons: 2
Coding region: 90-524 (144 amino acids)
Source: RefSeq, a predicted model, not a curated record